UUAUGGGGGGCCACGGGCACGGUCAUCAUCAUGCCGAACCUUAUACCAUUCCAGAUUAUAGGAUAUACAAAGUGGAAGACGUUCCUGAACUCCUGACAACUCAGAGAGCCUUAGCUUCUCAAGGAUUGAAGGACCCCUGGCUUCGAAAUGAAGUAUGGCGAUAUAACCCCAAAGAAUUCGGCACUGAGAGUUACAGGACGAAGAUGGUGUUCUUCAGAGGAUUCAAAUAUGGUUUUGGUGCUUUCUUACUCACUAUUGCUGGGACUGCUCUGUAUGACAAAAUGUAUCCCAGUGACCACGGCCAUGGUCAUGGGGGACACCACUGAGUGUUGAUAGCCUCUUAGGAAAUAUUAGUUUUUACUGUGUGUCCAACAAGUGGCAAUAGUUGUAAACUUGCAUUGUUUGAGAUAUAUAUAGAAUAAAAAAUGUAAUAAACAUGUUUGUAGACGUUA
This is a messenger RNA of Leptinotarsa decemlineata (Colorado potato beetle), 452 nucleotides long. RefSeq names its product NADH dehydrogenase [ubiquinone] 1 beta subcomplex subunit 3 (gene ND-B12). Gene Ontology annotation, cellular component: respiratory chain complex I; mitochondrion. NCBI's taxonomy places the organism in Eukaryota, Metazoa, Arthropoda, Insecta, Coleoptera, Chrysomelidae. Gene Ontology annotation, biological process: electron transport chain; mitochondrial respiratory chain complex I assembly. The record is from RefSeq and is a predicted model, not a curated record.